AUGAUUCACACAGCGCUACGAAGGCCACUAGGUUUUGGUCUUCAGAGGGCUUCACAUCGAGGUCUACAAUCGACACAACGGAUCUUGUCGACCCCCAAGACAGCAGCUACCCAGGACAAAAAGAUCAAUCUAGACAAAGAAAAGCAUAUCAAAUGGGUAUACGAUAGAAUCGAUAAAAUCCCGCUAGAAAAUUAUAGAAACUUCAGUAUUGUUGCUCAUGUCGAUCAUGGUAAAUCGACGCUUUCAGACAGACUACUAGAGCUUACUGGGGUUAUUGAAGCAGGCUCCAACAAGCAGGUUCUCGAUAAGCUAGAUGUUGAGAGAGAACGAGGCAUCACCGUGAAAGCACAAACAUGUAUGAUGUUUUACCAGGACCCAAAGACGAAAGAAGACUAUUUAUUGCAUUUGGUUGAUACUCCUGGGCAUGUGGAUUUUCGUGCAGAAGUAUCUAGGUCUUAUGCAUCUUGUGGUGGUGCUCUCUUGAUCGUUGAUGCAUCUCAGGGUGUCCAGGCCCAAACAGUUGCUAAUUUCUAUUUGGCAUACAGCAUGGGAUUGAAGUUGAUCCCUGUAAUCAACAAAAUCGACUUAGAUGCCGCUGAUAUUCCUCGUGCGAUGGACCAGGUCGAAACCACAUUCGAAUUGGACAGAAACGAUUGCAUUCCAGUCAGUGCAAAAACAGGACUCAAUGUCGGCAAUAUUCUAGAAUCGAUUGUUAAAGAUAUCCCUCCACCAGAUGGAAAUCCAGAAGGAAAGCUUAGAGGUCUUCUUGUUGACUCAUGGCAUGAUCCAUACGUUGGAGUGGUAAUGCUUAUGUACGUCAAGGAUGGCUGCAUCAAAAAAGGCAUGAAAUUACUCUCAGCACACACAAACAAAAAGUACGAUGUCAAGGAGGUUGGUGUCAUGUACCCAGACAAGCUUCCAAUGAGCCAGGUGGGUGCUGGACAAGUUGCAUACAUUAUCCCAGGUAUGCGUAAUCCACGAGAGGCCAUGAUUGGAGACACAUUCUUCCAAAGCGGUAACCACGAGGGACUUGAGCCACUUCCAGGCUUUGAAGAACCUCAGCCCAUGGUUUUCGUGGGUGCUUUUCCUGCUGAUGGUGGUGAGUUCAAGCUGAUGAACGACCAUAUCGAGCAUCUCGUCCUCAAUGACAGAUCUGUCACUUUGCAAAAGGAGACUUCCAAUGCAUUAGGUCUUGGCUGGAGACUAGGAUUCUUGGGAUCCCUUCAUGCGUCCGUUUUCCAGGAGAGACUAGAAAAGGAGUAUGGGGCUAAAAUUAUUUUGACAGCUCCUACAGUGCCGUACAAAAUUGUCUACAGAGAUGGAACAGAAAAGAUUAUAUCCAAUCCAUCUGACUUCCCAGGAGUCGAGAAGAAGCAUCAAAAUGUUGAGAAGAUCCAAGAACCUUUUGUUACUGCUAUCAUGACUAUUCCUGAUGAAUAUGUUGGAACCGUCAUGUCCUUAUGUGAAAAUUCCAGAGGUAUCCAGAAGGAGCUUGAAUAUUUGCAGACUGGACAGGUGCUUCUCAAAUAUGAUAUUCCUUUGGCUCAGCUAGUGGAAGACUUCUUUGGGAAACUCAAGGGUCUUACAAAAGGAUAUGCGUCGUUGGACUACGAGGACGCUGGCUAUGAAACAUCUGAUGUGGCCAAAUUGGAGUUAUGUGUGAACGGUGAACCACAAGAUGCGUUAACUCAAAUUGUUCAUAAGUCGCAGGCGCAGUCAAGAGGUAAGGACUAUGUCGCUCGUUUCAAGGAGUUUUUGAAAUCACAACUUUUCGAAGUUGCAAUUCAAGCUAAGGUCCUGAACAAGGUUGUGGCAAGGGAGACUAUUAAAGCUAAAAGAAAGGAUGUUACUCAGAGAUUGCAUGCUGCAGAUAUCUCGAGAAGAAAGAAGUUGUUGGAGAGACAGAAGGAGGGAAAGAAACAAAUGAAAUCAACAGGCCGUGUACAUAUCAAUAACGAAGCAUAUCAGGCAUUCUUGCGUCGUUAA
Molecule: messenger RNA, 1986 nt
Organism: Candidozyma haemuli
Lineage: Eukaryota; Fungi; Ascomycota; Pichiomycetes; Serinales; Metschnikowiaceae
Product: GTPase
Exons: 1
Coding region: 1-1986 (661 amino acids)
Biological process (GO): positive regulation of translation
Cellular component (GO): mitochondrion
Molecular function (GO): GTPase activity; mitochondrial ribosome binding; GTP binding
Source: RefSeq, a predicted model, not a curated record